Molecule: messenger RNA, 1461 nt
Organism: Brugia malayi
Lineage: Eukaryota; Metazoa; Nematoda; Chromadorea; Rhabditida; Onchocercidae
Exons: 8
Coding region: 1-1461 (486 amino acids)
Biological process (GO): NLS-bearing protein import into nucleus
Cellular component (GO): nucleus
Molecular function (GO): nuclear import signal receptor activity
Source: RefSeq, a predicted model, not a curated record
AUGAGUAAGAAAGGAAGAAACCACAGUCAAAAACACCAACUUUUCAAGCCAUCAGUACGUGGCAAAAAUAUCCAUUUUUGGGGCAAUGAAUGUGAUGAAACUUCAGAUGACGAUAAUUCAUGGUACUCAGCUAAAACUGUGAAUUGUAAGACAUGCCUGAAACCGAAGUAUGGACGUCAUCCUAAUAAACCAGUUGGCAAAGAAAUUAUAGAAAUUUUCCGUAAAAAAAGACCGUCAUUAGAAAAUAUUCAACGUGCUUUACAACUUCUCAAUGUACUUGUUGACAACUUUCAAUCACCAGUUGAUGAGAUAUAUCGUCAAAGUUUGGAUGUGCUUUUGGUUCAGGGGAUUCAAUUUCAGAACCAUACCAUCCAGUAUUAUUCGAUACAUGCUUUGUCCAUAGUUGUCGUACAUAUGGAUGAAGAUCAAUUGAAAAGUUUGAUACCGCGAGGACUGUUGACAGGCCUUACAACUCUACUUCAAAGCGAAGUACUUCGCAUCGUUCAGAAGGCUAUCGACGUUUGCUCGUCUAUCACUAUCAAAAGUGCUGCUAUGCGCGACAUCGUUGCAGUUUGUGGGUCAUUGCACAUACGCGAAUUGCUGUCGAAGCACUAUCAAACGAUUUCCAAAGAAUUUGCACGCGUUGUCACAACCUUUCUGCAAGAUUUGUGUAGUCCUAAGCCAGUCCCAGAAUUCGUCUUGAAAUAUGUUGCCAGUAGUGCUCGUUAUCUUUUGCGGCAUGAGGAGAACGAGAUCCGAACAAGUGCUCUGAGAGCUAUACUGAAUGUGGUUACUAACAAGGAUUUUACUCUCACUUUUGAAGAUGAUUAUGUGGAGCUCAUUAUGAGAUUUCUCGAUAGUGCACGCAAUAAUGAAAUUAGAGCCUCGUUUAAUAUCAUUGAAGUGUUUGCAAAACAAAACAACUGCAAUACUGAUGCAAUCGUUAAAGCAGGAAUAAUAAGAAAGUUCAUGUCUCUUCUUCAAAAUAUGUCUUUAAAGUAUGGUCUUGAUAUUUGUGCAGUGAUCACAAGUCUUCUGUCUAAUAAGAAAUACAUAGAACCCGUGUUGGAAUCAGGAUUUGUACUGUUGCUUCUUGGACUUAUGGAUCGGGGUUCUUCACAUUACAAGAAAGAAGCAUACAGAGCGUUAACAUGCAUGUGUAAUAAUCUUGAGCGAAAGAAUGCCAGAACAUUAGCUAAUCGAACAUACCUUGAAAAAAUAUGCAAAAUUUUCAAAAGCGAGAAUAAUAGUUAUAUAGCAUGUUCUCUUGGCCUUAUUAAUUGCAUGUUCAAAGCGUGUUCAAAGGGGAGAGCUAAAAGACGGUUAAGGAUAGCAAAGGAAUAUAUUAGGGAGUCGGAAGCCUUUGAACUUAUUAGAGAAUUUAUGAACAGCGAAUAUUACAAAGUAAGAAGUUUGGCUGACAGAAUAUACAGUGAAUAUCUGACCGACGACAUUCACUAA